Messenger RNA from Entamoeba nuttalli P19, 582 nucleotides. RefSeq names its product Ras family GTPase. Gene Ontology annotation, molecular function: GTP binding; GTPase activity; GDP binding. The transcript is spliced from 2 exons. Gene Ontology annotation, biological process: Ras protein signal transduction. Bases 1 to 582 code for a protein of 193 amino acids. NCBI's taxonomy places the organism in Eukaryota, Evosea, Mastigamoebida, Endamoebidae. The record is from RefSeq and is a predicted model, not a curated record. Gene Ontology annotation, cellular component: plasma membrane.
AUGACAGAAGAAUAUAAAGUUGAGUUGAUUAGAGUAAUGGUACUAGGAGAUGGAGGUGUAGGAAAAUCAGUAUUAACAAUUCAAUUUACAAUGAAUAUGUUUGUAGAAGAAUAUGAUCCGACAGUAGAAAAUUGUUAUAGAAAAAAUAUUAACGUUGAUGGGAAAGUUUGCGUCUUAGAUAUUCUUGAUACUGCUGGAAGAGAAGAAUAUCAAACAAUGAUUGAUCCUUAUAUCAGACAAACAAAUAGUUUCCUUAUUGUAUAUAGUAUUGUUGAUGAAAAAACAUUUGAAACAGCAAAAAAAUAUGUAGAUAAAAUUUUAAGAACAAAAGAAGAUGAUCAUUAUCAUCAAAUAGUUUUAGUUGGAAAUAAAAUUGAUUUAAAUAAUGAACGCACUGUACAAAAAGAAAAAGGAUUAACUUUUGCUCAAGAAAAAGGAAUUGGAUUCAAUGAAACUUCUGCUAAAAAAAGAAUUAAUGUUGACGAAACAUUCCAAAUGAUUGUUAAACGAAGUAGAGAGAAUAAAAUAAGUAAUAGUGAUAAUGAAACAACAAAUAAGAAAAGAAAAUGUCUGUUAUUGUAA